AUGGUGUUUUUCCGCUUCCGUCUCUCGCGCUUGAGGUACAGGAUCUCGCACAGGCGGGAGGAGAACCUCGCCGCGACGAGUGCUGGAAGUGACUCAUCACGUCGAAGCCUGCCACCGUUCCACGUUUAUCUCUGCGCGCGUCCGGACGAACCGGGUCGAAGUUUACGAUCAGGAACGCCGCCUACGGUCGCCGCCGCCGCCACCACCGCCGCCGCUAUCGCUCCCGCUCCUGCUCCCCCGCCUUACGUUGAUCAUCAUCAGGCGGCGACGCGAUAUCGUAGUCUGGAGUCACUGAGGAGCGAGCAGGGCGUCGGUGGGUCGUUGUUGGAUGCGUACUACAUGAGUCUGGUGGGGAGGAACGCGCGGUUGCUGGCGCAGCAGAAGGCGCAGCUUAGGCGGCUCAAGGAAGAGCGGCGUCGGGGCUACUGCAACGUUAUUAUUCCCCGAGCGCAGGUUCCUGUCGGGGCAACGGGCGUCAGCGGGAUGGAGUUGGAGGCCCGAGUGCAGAAGCUUGAAGGGGAUAAAAAUGCUUUGCAGUUUCAAGUGACCUUAUUGCAAGACCAACUCCAGAACCAGCAGCACAAAAUUUUAGACCUGGAAAGGGCAUUAGAAACUAAGCGAGCACAGCUGGCGGAGACAGAAGAAGCGCUCAAGAGGGAGUUAAAUCAGCGCUCAAGUUUGGAAGCUCACAAAUUGGACCUCAUGACCGAAAUAGGGAAUUUACAUCUGAAGCAGUCCAAACUAGAAAGGGAGAACAUGGAUUUGCGAGAACAGCUAAGGGUAGCGGAGAUAACUUCGUUGGAGUUUUCUAUUCCCCCUCGAGGAAGACCCGGUAAACCGGGCUCAAAUACCAGUGAAGGCGAUCGUGAUUAUGGAUUGGGUUUAGGAAACAUUUCAACGGAACCCACUCAUAAUCGACCACCGUCAGGAAGUUCAGCCAUUGUGCCAACGAGCUCAUCGGGGUCGGGUACGGCGAAUGUAGCACGGGUAUACAAAGCGGAUCAGUAUCAGUUCCUGUCUCUCCCGCGCCCCGGAAAAGAUGUGGGCUCCAAAACCACGGAUGACUUGGAUGCAAUAUGGGUAGGCAGUGCCGUGAGACCUCCGUCUGGGCAGCAACAGCAGCAGAGAGCGCCGAAUGCGGUUGCGGAUUGGCCGCCGAAAAAUUUACCCGUCAAAAGACCGACUACUCCGACACUGGACAGAAUGAAGAAAAGCGCCUCGGCAGCAACAGGAAACGGAAAUUCUCAUGAUGAUGCGAGCAAUUCAUCGGACUCUUCCCUGCCGCCGAGAUCGGAAUUUCAGCGUGGUGGCAUCCGUGCUACUGCUGGACCACGCCUGGGUUGGAAUCCAAACUCCCGUGGGACUUUGGAAUCUUUGAAACCAGGCGUUCCAGAGAAGCCAUCAAGAUGGACCUCUGAGCAGAUUUGUACUUGGCUAGGAGAAUUGGGCUUGGGAACUUACGCUCCAGCUGCGCGAUCUUUCUUGCAGUCAGGAGAAGCCAUGCUUUCAGCCACGCCAGGUGAUUUGGAGAAGCAUCUUGGAGUAAAGAAUGCUUUGCAUCGAAAAAAAAUCCUGCUUGCUCGUGAUCGCCUGCGGCGUUUACAAAGCGGGAGCAAAUCGUCCCCAGAAGAAGACUGCGAUGUUUUGAAGUUGGACAACGCGGGUGUUCUGAGGUGGUUGAAUGACGUGGGAUUGCCUCAAUAUCGAGAGAGCUUCACUGACUGCAGAGUUGAUGGAGCAGUAUUGGACAAGAUAACAGUGGAUGAAGCUACGCAGUGGCUGAAAAUCACUAAUUUCCUGCACUUUCUUGGACUUCGUAGCGGCAUUCGGGUCCUACGAGAGAUUCACUAUGAUUUGACGCAAUUAACAAGAACGGUUUAUGAAGACGGAGAAACUGACAAAAAUCCCCCGCAUCAAUCCACGCCUGUGACAAGUGUGAAGUCGUUGGCAAAGUGGUCCAACAGCAGAAUCAUCGAAUGGCUUCGUUGCAUUGACCUUGCCGAGUUCGCGGACAAUUUGAAGGGAAGUGGAGUGCAUGGUGGAGUCUUCGUUUAUGAAGAUCGGUUCAACGCGGAGACACUCGCUGCGGUCCUUGCCAUUCCUGUUUCGAAAACUCUACUGAGACGGCAUUUAUCGCUGCAAUUUGCUUCGCUCGUUGGGAAGAACGUUUUGCAAGCGAAGAGGGAAGCCGAAAGUAGUCGACAUAGUUCUGCGGGUGUUGCCUUGUCACCGUCUGUUAAAAUUCGGGUGUACAAGUCGCAGUUCGGCUUGAUCAAGAAGAAAUGUAAAUUCGGCGAAUUCGAACCAAACGAUUCCGUUUGCCCGCCGUCUACGGACGGAGCAACAGAGAACACGGACCCGCCCGUUGGAAUAUCCAGUGGUUUUACCACGAACAAUGCAGACGUACCAGAGACGGCGAUUGAGUAAUUACUGUAUUCGUUUGUUUUAUUUAUUUUUGCGAUAAGUUCCAGUCGCGCGCGGAGUUAGCUUCAGUUCUUGAAAGUCGGAUUUUUCAGUGUGGAUUGCGUUGUUCAUCGCGUUGACUCAAGUUCAUUGUCAAAAUGAGGCCUUAUGUCUUCCGGAAACUGAAGGAUGUUGCGUGCUGCCGAUGCAGUGUCGAGUUUAUUUUUUACUGAAAUCCGAGCGAUGUUGGUGAGUCUUCCACAAAGCGACUUGUGUCAAUCGGACUGAGAAAUUUGUGAUCUAUUUCGUCGUUUGUUCGUUUGAGGUGGCGUAUCAUCUUUCUUCUGUGCUUCAUUUGAGCUUGCUCAGUUUUGAGACGCUCUUUUUGUACAACAGGAUACGGUUAAGCGAAUAAAACGGUAAUUAUGUAAAGAAAUACAGUUGUUGGGAAUGUUG
Notodromas monacha is the source of this 2859-nucleotide messenger RNA. The record is from the annotation of a GenBank genome assembly. NCBI's taxonomy places the organism in Eukaryota, Metazoa, Arthropoda, Ostracoda, Podocopida, Cyprididae.